AUGGCCGACCCGGAGCCCCGCAUAAAGAGCGAGGAGGUGGUGGUGAAGCCCGAGGAGGAGAUCCACAUCGAGGAGUUGCACUUCGAGGACCUCGACAAGUCCAAUUCCGACGGCAACGACCGAAACGAGACGGUCGUCCUGCGGAACAUCGAGCUCUCCGAGGCCACCGAAGGCGGCCAGCAAAUCGAGUUCCUCGGCAAGAUAAUCUCCCAGGCCAAUUCCGACGGCAACUUGGAGAUCAACACGCUCGAAGAGGACGACGUCAUACACACCUACAUCAUCAGCGAGGAUAACUACCAAGGUAUCGACGGUGAGACUAUUAUAUACGAAACGGGCGAGGGGGAGAAUUCCAUCGAGUAUUUCAUCGAAGACGGUAGUACUGAAUACACCACCGUUAUCAACGAAGAUUCCAAUUUAAUCGAGUACACCAGCGUGGAGAUUAUAGAUGAAAGCGAGAGCUUAGACGACAAACCCAUAGCAGUGGAAGAAAUCGAAGAUGAUGACGACGAAGAAGACGAUGAAAGUAACGAGGUGGAAUCGAUCGAAGAUGACGAUACGAACUCGGUGUAUUACGAGGAGAGGGAAUGGAACGAAAACGAAGAAAGCAGCGAUGCGAUGGUGAUCGAUCAAGAAGUCGAUAAGACUUCAGUGGAUGCUGCUGCAUUGCAAGAGGUUAAAAAGGAGGAAUAUUCCAGUUGCGGCAUUUGCGAUAAAUCCUUCAGAACGCUCGCCGGUUUGAAACGCCACGUAACGAUCUACCACGAAAAGAAAGAAGACAACGAUUUCGACGAUCCCCUGUCGUUGGAGCUGUGCCCGUGCUGCGGAGAACCCUGGGACUCUGCUCACACGAUAGGCGACUACAAGUGCGAGCACUGCGACAAGCUGUUCGUGCAGGUCAACUUCCUGCAGCGGCACAAGAGCAUCGAGCAUCCGACGAACGAGGGCCGGUUCGUGUGCGUCGAAUGCAAACGGGAAUUCGCCGCCAAAUCGGCGCUGGUCGAUCACAUGAAGGUCCAUCCGGUGAAGAACGUCAAGUGCUUGGAUUGCAACAAGGAGUUCUCGCGGAAGUACCACCUCGACAGGCACAUUGGCCAGACGGGCUGCAUGGGCCAGCCGAGGAAGAUGUACGAUUGUCGCGUGUGCGACAAGUACUUCACGAGGAAGGACAAUCUGGCGGAGCACCUGCGCAACCACGCCGGGCAAUCGAAGCAGAAGAAGAAGUACACGUGCCAGUACUGUCAGAAGCAGUGCCAGGGGAUCACGUUGUUGAACGUGCACGUGCGCACUCAUACGGGGGAUAGGCCUUACCAGUGCGAUUUGUGUCCGAAACGGUUCCCUUCGACGGGCGCCAUGAAGAAGCACAGGAGGAAACAUACGGGCGAGAAACCGUACAGUUGCGAUCAAUGCCACCGGAAAUUCUCGGCCAAAGAAACGUUGAACCGGCACUAUCGCAUCCACACGGGCGAGAAGCCGCACCGUUGCCAGUUCUGCGGCAAGGCGUUCAUCCAGCCGUCGCAGUUGCGCGCGCACAUCUUCCAUCACACCGGCGAGAACGCGUACACGUGCUCGUACUGCGGCAGGGCGUUCAAUCGCAAGUUGCGGCUCACCAAUCACAUCAAAUACAUGCACGAAGGGGCCGAUCCGCUGCCGUGCAGCGUUUGCUCGAAGACGUUUUUCAGGAAGGAGGACGUCGCCAGGCAUAUGUUGUCGCAUACGGGCGAAAGACCGUUCAGCUGCGAGGUGUGCAACAAAUCGUUCGCCGUCCGCUCGUCGCUCAAGAUCCACAUGAACACGCACCGCAAAGAGCAGCCGUGCAGCUGCGAAACGUGCGGCCGGGCGUUCAUCCGCAGGGACUGUCUGAUGCGGCACAUCCGCAGCCGGCAUCGCGACGUCCUCGAGGACAUCGUCGCCAACGCGGAGAAGAAGCGGCUGCAGGAGCAGCUGCUGACGGCGGCGGCGGCGUCGGACGACGCCGACGAGGCGAUGACGAAGAACGUCGUUUGGACCGAAUUGACGUUGACCGAAUCGAUCAAGGAGCUGCUGACGUUGCUGGUCGACGAGGAGUGUCUGUUGGAGUUCGGGUAUCCGGAGGCGCCGGUCGAUAAGGUUCUGGAUAGCGUGAUAGCGAAAUGCGGUCACAAGCCGGCGUCCGAGGAGGAUUUCGAUUACAUCGGUAGGAUUCGAGAAAAUGCCAAACUCUUGUUUACUGUCGUAAUCGACGACGAGGCCGUUAAAGAGCUGCUCAACAAUCAGACGGUCGACGAGGUGAUUGUGCACGUUUUGAAAUUGGCGAAGAAGCCGACGUCGGGCAGCAGCGAAAAUUCAAAAUAA
Molecule: messenger RNA, 2331 nt
Organism: Phyllotreta striolata
Lineage: Eukaryota; Metazoa; Arthropoda; Insecta; Coleoptera; Chrysomelidae
Source: the annotation of a GenBank genome assembly